Oikopleura dioica is the source of this 1347-nucleotide messenger RNA. NCBI's taxonomy places the organism in Eukaryota, Metazoa, Chordata, Appendicularia, Copelata, Oikopleuridae. The record is from the annotation of a GenBank genome assembly.
AUGAUGAAAAUUUUUCUCUUUGACGGACGAAGACUUCGACCAAGAGUAUCCCCCUUUUACGCUGGAGUUCUAAGUACAUCUGGCCUCAACGAACUGUAUGUCACAAUCAACAAGAAUGAUUACGUGGUCCUUUUGAAUGGAAGAAACAUUGCCCAGAUAAGCAACAGAAAUCUCGGAAAGUCGAUGGCUCAUCGGAAUAAAUUUAACAGAAUCGUCAAGGCUCGCGCCACCAGUACCCUGCCCAUCAAACGACUGGUGGUGGCUGAAGGAGGACGGGUAAAGCGAUGGGCUCGAAAUGCCAAUGAUCCCAAUUGUGGUUACACUUUUGAAAUUCCCUCGAGUGCAGCAUCUGCUCGUGAUAAAGCUACAGCCAAGAACUUCGAAGACUACGAAGGGGGAAAAUGCAUUACUCGGAGAGACAAUAUCAAUUUUAACAUCGCAGCGGCCCACGUUGUCGGCGGCGUAAAAUCUAUCCCCGGGCAAUUCCCAUGGCUUGUUUCUCUACGAUUUGAUCAUUAUGGAACAGUCACCCACGAGUGCGGAGCGUCUUUGAUCAACAGAAAAUGGGCCGUUUCUGCAGCGCACUGCUUCGCUAGCGACUAUGUUGCUAAAAACUACCAAGUUUACGUUGGCGACUACUCUGUUGCAAACGACGAUUACAACAAGGAAAGAACUCAUAGGACAACAAUUGCUCAGUACUUAGCCGAAGAAGUGCCGAGUUAUAAUGAAUUCCGAUCGCCCAUUUGUCUGCCGACUUCUUCACAGCAAUUUGGAGAGGGAGACUGCUGCCAGGUUGCUGGGUGGGGCAAAACAGCAUCAAACCAAGCUGAUCUCGAUAGAUUCAUUGAAAUGGAUCAGCAAUGCGCCCGAAAAACUCCUGGAUACUCGCCAUUGUACACGAAAGAUACUCCCUUAGUACCGGACACUCCAAGAUUCACCUACCAAGAAAUCUUUCCAGGCAAUGAGUGCGCCAGUCUUAUGCGAGGUCGCAUGGAUACUUCUGGAGCGCAAUUUUGCGCUAGCAAGAGACUUGAAUGCAAUCUUAUGGCUGAUACUUGCCAGGGGGAUUCCGGAGGACCCUUCUUUUGCAAAGAGCCCGGAACCUUUGACUCUGAAGAACCGUCAAUCACAAUGAAUGGGGCUAGUUACAAACUUGCUAAUACUGAUAGAGCGGUUCUUUGGGGAAUCACGAGUAGUGGCGGAAGUUACAAUUCUGCUGGUGAGCAUACUGGCUGUGGAGAUGCUACGGGAGACAGUAAAGGAGCUGGUAUUUACACUAAUGUUGCUUCGUACAUGGAAUGGAUCAUGGGCGUCUUCCGAAAGAAUAGAUUCAGCCCGUCAGGAUGA